AUGCAACUGCUCACGACGACAGUGCUCUUGGCCGCGAUGGCCAUGGCCACGACCUACGCCCGGACCUGCGGCGCGCCCGAGUGGAACACUGAUUUCUACGGCAGUGACAUGUCCAACUUUGGCACCACCGGCGACUUUGGCAACAUGCUCCAGCAGUGCUGCGACGCGUGCACGGCCAGCAGCACGUGCGUCGCCUACACGCUCGCCGACAACGUCUGCUACCUCAAGUCGGGCGCCAGCAGUCGCCAAGCCAAGACCGGCGCCACGUCCGUGCUCAUGUCGGGCACGUCGCCGCCAGUGAGUACAUGCAGUGCGCCGGAGAUGAACAUCGACUACUACGGCAACGAUAUCUCCAACGUGGUGGUCUCGGGCAACCAAGCCGACCAGCUCCAAGCGUGCUGCAACGCGUGCAGCAAGACCCGGUCUUGCACGGCGAUCUCGGUGGCCGACGGCGUGUGCUACCUCAAGUCGUCGGACGCUGGGCGCAAGGCGAAGCCGGGUGUGGUCUCGGCCAAGACGACGUCGGUGACGACGACACCGACGCCUACACCGACACCAACACCAACACCAACGCCGGUUGGCAAUCGCACGUGCGGUGCACCAGUCUGGAACACCGACUACUACGGCAACGACAUCUUCAACUUUAUUGCGACCGGUGACUUUGGCACCAUGCUCAAACAGUGCUGUGAAGGGUGCAAGGGAACGCCCACUUGCGGCGCGUACACGCUCGCUAACAACGUCUGCUACCUCAAGACCGUCGCGCUCUCGCCCCGGACUGUCAACGGCGCGACGUCCGUGAUCGUGCCGCCGGUGCCAGGCACGGAAGUCCGCUACUGCAGCAGCCCCGAAGUCGACUACGAAUACGUUGGCAACAACCUUACCAUCUUCAAGGCGACAGUCGAUGGGAACGCGAUGCUUAGCCAGUGCUGCGAGAAAUGCAUGAAGAACCAUCGGUGCAAGGCGUACGUCUUGUUUGAAGGUUUUUGCUACCUCAAGUCGGCAACGGGGAUUCGCUCGAGCAAGGUCGGCGCGAUGGCCGCGUCCAUGGCCACCAUGACGUGGUAAGACAAUAGGUACCAACCGGCUACCGUUUUUGCAUGUUUUUGCUAGUUUGCAUAACUUUAAAUGGAUUUUAUAGCUUGUUUUGGAC
Messenger RNA from Saprolegnia parasitica CBS 223.65, 1150 nucleotides. RefSeq lists its product as hypothetical. The record is from RefSeq and is a predicted model, not a curated record. Bases 1 to 1065 code for a protein of 354 amino acids. Gene Ontology annotation, cellular component: extracellular region. Gene Ontology annotation, biological process: proteolysis. Gene Ontology annotation, molecular function: protein binding. NCBI's taxonomy places the organism in Eukaryota, Oomycota, Saprolegniomycetes, Saprolegniales, Saprolegniaceae. The transcript has a single exon.